Molecule: messenger RNA, 1506 nt
Organism: Pleurotus ostreatus (oyster mushroom)
Lineage: Eukaryota; Fungi; Basidiomycota; Agaricomycetes; Agaricales; Pleurotaceae
Exons: 14
Coding region: 1-1506 (501 amino acids)
Molecular function (GO): aldehyde dehydrogenase (NAD+) activity
Source: RefSeq, a predicted model, not a curated record
AUGCCCGGAACUUUCACUCAGGAGCUUGACACACCAUCAUACAAAGGGACUGUCUCCCUCUCCACUGGCUUGUUCAUCAAUGGCCAAUUUGUCGAUCCCAUAGAAGGGGCGACCAUCGAUGUUGUAAAUCCCAGUAAUGGGAGUAUCGUAACUUCGGUCGCGGAAGGAACCUCAAAGGAUGUCGAUCUCGCUGUACAGGCCGCCAAGAACGCGUAUAAAACGUCUUGGGGCCUUAAGGUCCCAGGGAAAACUCGUGGCCUCAUCCUGGGCAAGUUGGCAGAUUUGAUUGAGGCCAAUGCAGACGAAUUUGCCGCCUUGGAGUCUUUAAACGUUGGAAAGUUGUAUAGGUACGCUCAAAGGGAUGUCGCGAGCGUUGUACGCGCAUUCCAGUACUUUGCUGGUUGGGCAGACAAGAUUCAUGGCAAGACGAUUGAGACGGAUGAAAAUAGGAUGGCCUAUACGCGCCAUGAGCCCUUUGGUGUCUGCGGCCAGAUCAUCCCCUGGAACUUCCCCUUCGUCAUGUUAGCUUGGAAGAUUGCUCCGGCGCUGGCCACAGGGAAUACCGUUGUCCUGAAGCCCUCAGAAGUGACACCUCUGACAGCGCUGAAGUUCGCGGGCCUUUUGAAUGAGGCAGGCGUACCCCCUGGCGUCGUGAACAUUGUUGUGGGAUAUGGUCAUACCGUCGGCCAGGCGAUUAGCGAGCACCCGCAGAUCGCUAAGGUUGCAUUCACUGGCUCUACGCUCGUUGGCAGGAAGAUAUUGGAAGCCUCAUCGAGAACAAACUUGAAGGUGGUCACCUUGGAGCUGGGAGGCAAGAGCCCCAACAUCAUAUUUGACGACGCAGACUUGGAGCAAGCAGUCAAGUGGGCUGCAAUGGGUAUCUUCUAUAACAUGGGUCAAGUUUGCGCUGCAGGGUCUCGCAUCUUUGUGCAAGAGGGCAUUUACCCGAAGUUCAUUGAAGCAUUCACUCAGGCGGCAAAAGGGAUUUCGAGCAACGCCGGAGACCCCUUUGAUAACAAGACCCAGCAUGGCCCGCAAGUGUCUCAAACGCAGUUCGACCGCGUCAUGGGUUACAUCGAGUCUGGGAAGAAAGACGGGGCCUGUGUUGUCACUGGCGGUUCCAAGAUCAACAGCGAAGGCUUCUUCAUCGAGCCAACAGUAUUCACCGAUUGCGACAAAGAUAUGAAGAUUGUUCGCGAAGAGAUCUUUGGGCCGGUGGCCGUGGUUAUCAAGUUCAAGGACGAGGCCGAGGUCAUAGAGAUGGCCAACGACACAGUCUAUGGCUUAGCCUGCGCGGUAUUCACAGAGAACGGUAGCCGUGCUUUGCGAGUAGCUCAUGCACUUGAAGCGGGUACUGCUUGGGUUAAUUGUUUCGGCGGGGGUGAUAUCUCUAUCCCAUUCGGUGGUUACAAACAGUCUGGAAUUGGUCGCGAGCUAGGCGAAUAUGCCUUGUCAACAUAUACCCAGGUCAAAGCCGUUCAAGUCAAUCUUGGUGUUCGGCUUUAA